Molecule: messenger RNA, 449 nt
Organism: Quercus robur (English oak)
Lineage: Eukaryota; Viridiplantae; Streptophyta; Magnoliopsida; Fagales; Fagaceae
Product: chloroplast envelope membrane protein-like
Exons: 3
Coding region: 65-415 (116 amino acids)
Cellular component (GO): membrane
Source: RefSeq, a predicted model, not a curated record
AUUCCUGGCAGUGUUGAUAAUUAUACCCUGGGCCCUAGAUUUUUUGGUACAUGACUAUGUUCUCAUGCCUUUUUUGGACAGAUAUGUGAAGACUGUCCCACUUGCAGCACAAAUUUUUGAUGUGAGAAGAAAUCAAAAGCUUGAAAUGGUAAAAGAAUUAAAGAUGGACAAAGCUAGAUACCGGCUUGAGGUAGAGAUCGGAAAAUCACCAUCUCUUUCUGAUGAGGAAGUUUGGUGGGAGUUACGGCAUAGAGCAUUAGAGUUGAGAGAUGAGUGGAGGUUAGAGAAUCGUAGAGCAUUUGCCAACAUAUGGUCAGAUAUGGUAUUUGGGAUCUCAUUGUUCAUUCUUUUAUACUUCAAUCAGACUAAAGUAAGUUACCAUUACUCUAUUUGCCUAUUGCACUCCCUUGCAUGAAUCUUUGUCUAUGAAUUACUGCAGACAACACUAU